Saprolegnia diclina VS20 is the source of this 425-nucleotide messenger RNA. RefSeq lists its product as hypothetical. The transcript is spliced from 4 exons. The record is from RefSeq and is a predicted model, not a curated record. Gene Ontology annotation, cellular component: early endosome; plasma membrane; Golgi apparatus. The coding region runs from base 48 to 359 and encodes 103 amino acids. NCBI's taxonomy places the organism in Eukaryota, Oomycota, Saprolegniomycetes, Saprolegniales, Saprolegniaceae.
GCGAAAGUCGACCAGACUUUGAACCCAGCGGUAGACACGAAGCGGCGAUGUUCGGGAAGCUCUUGGUCGCGCUUGGCAGCAUCCUCCUCGUCCAUGCGGGCUACUACACCGUCCAAUACGAGUCCUACGUCAAGCUCGCCGAAGUGACGGACGCGGCGAUUCCCCCGUUCGCGGCCAAAGUUGAACUGGCCAUCUCCUUUGCACUCUUCCUCGCCGGCGUGCUCGCCAUGGCCGGCGACUUUGUCCCGAUUCGGUCGACCGAGUUCUUCAACAACAAGUCCUUUGACUGGGUCGUCUCGAACCCCGAGUUUGCGACCUUCAACCACCGCGGCAAGCACUUACCGAAGAAGACCACGUAAAUGUCGAUGGUCGCCCCAUCGAUGCUAGACUCUUCUUUCGUUCAUACUACAAUACCCGUCCCUGCA